CAAGGCGCAGACUUUGCGUCCGACUGUCUGUCUAAAGCCUGAAAAUUCGCGAUUUUCGGUGUUUUUUUGCAUAGAGAAAUCGUUUAGUUCUAUGCUAGUGACUCAUACGAGAAAAGGAUAUUGUUAACAAGAAACGAAGAAGUGUUGUCAAGUGUGUGGAGUCGCUUGUUCAACCUUCGUUAAAGGUGGACUUGAGACGUGGAACUAACCUCUUUUCAUUCUCCUUUCACUUGACGGUGCUAGAUAGAAUGGGGGAAUGCUUGUUGAUCUAUUAUUCUCUUUCGGAUUAAAAAGAUAUUCUACGUCAAUGAACAAUUUUUCUACUGUUAAGUGUUAUUGAAGCACUGCUCGCUGUCAAACUCAUUAACUAGCCGCCGUUUUCUGUCGUAUGUUAUUGUGUACUUUCACUUCAAGAAUCAUGUUUUGUUUUUAAUUUUGGCUCUUGUUUCUAUCGUUUGUUAGUCUUCAGUCUUAAAUUUUUACAUCUGUGUGUCAGACCAUGCGAAAUGAAAUGUGAAGUAUUUUGUUGUCUGCUAUUUUGUCUCAAAACAUAAAUGUUAAUCCCUGACAUGUCAAGUGUUUAGCCAGACUUUUUCUGUUAUUGCUGGGUGUUACAUGCUGCAUUUUAUUUUGCUUUUUCUGCAUUAUUUUAAUUUGUUUCUCUAUACUAAAAAAAUAUUACUGCACUUAUUUUUGCUGCAGCAUCAAAACACAAAUUUGUGAUGAGGUGUCAGGUUUAGAAAACAUAACCUUCCAUGCUAGUCACUAUUGGUCUGCUAGAAUCACUUCCCCAGGUAUACUUAAAAUUCCAUUAUUUUCCCUUUAUGUGCGUGCUUGAAGAUCACACUUGUUUAAUUCAUCUUUGCGACUAGGCUUCGUUUGUAAAAAGAAGUCACUUCUUUGUAAGUUGAAUUCAUAGAGAAAAAAAUGGUAAAUUCUGUGGGGAGAGAAACAGGUUGCUUUCUUCCAUAAAAUUUUGUCUUCCCUUUAAUUUCCAUUCAAUUGUGUUGUGUAUUAUGGUGGUACCAGGAGAGAAGAUGUAUCAAGACAUGUCAUAUCAAAUUUCUGCAGCUGAGGACAACGAGAGAUUGUGGAAUGACAACCACACUGACAGUAUUGAUGAGGACUUGUCAAAUGAUGUUGAUCAUUUCUCAACGCUAGAUGAAUAUUACAAGCACUGCAGUACAUUUCUAGACUGGGGAAAGCUACAUGGUUAUGGCCCUCAACAUUUUGACUCUCCACCUGCUUCUUCCUUGUUACCAACUUCAAAUGAUGGCCUAAAUGAAAACAAAUCAUUCCCAUGUGAUAGCUGUGGAAAGCUUGGAGCCAUGGGGACUCUAAUAGCACAGCAGCUGAGAGCAGUGACCAACAAGAUGCUCUCACAGUGUGGGCUGGAAAUGCUCUUACUUACCCAGUACCUACUGACUCUGUGAAGAAGUUAUACACCUGUGUAGAGUGCAAUAAGAGUUAUAUGCGUUACACUUCUUUAUACCGGCAUCAGCGUUAUGAGUGUGGUGAUAAAGUCCCUGCCUUUUCCUGUCAAUUUUGUCCUCAUCGGACCAAACAGAAAGCAGACCUAAAAAGGCACAUUAUAAGGAAACAUUCUGGCAAUUCCUCACCUUAAAGACUUUGUUUUUCUGAAAAUAAAAUUGUUGUUUUUAUGUAUUAGUAUUCUUUCUGUAUUGAGCUCAGUUUUAUUUCUAAUUGAAAUUAAAGAAGAAACAUAA
Frankliniella occidentalis (western flower thrips) is the source of this 1727-nucleotide messenger RNA. Its product is annotated as zinc finger protein with KRAB and SCAN domains 7-like. The record is from RefSeq and is a predicted model, not a curated record. Lineage: Eukaryota; Metazoa; Arthropoda; Insecta; Thysanoptera; Thripidae. The transcript has 3 exons. The coding region runs from base 1017 to 1433 and encodes 138 amino acids.